This is a messenger RNA of Bombus pascuorum, 14653 nucleotides long. RefSeq names its product gamma-aminobutyric acid receptor subunit beta (gene Rdl). Lineage: Eukaryota; Metazoa; Arthropoda; Insecta; Hymenoptera; Apidae. Bases 204 to 1796 code for a protein of 530 amino acids. Gene Ontology annotation, molecular function: GABA-A receptor activity; extracellular ligand-gated monoatomic ion channel activity; neurotransmitter receptor activity. The transcript has 11 exons. The record is from RefSeq and is a predicted model, not a curated record. Gene Ontology annotation, biological process: signal transduction; nervous system process; chloride transmembrane transport. Gene Ontology annotation, cellular component: synapse; membrane; neuron projection.
GGGUGGGAGGAGGAGGAAGGAGGGAGGGUGAGACGCGGACGGCACGCAGAGAGGCGCCGGGUCAACGCGCCAGGUAACAACGCCUCAGGACAUCCGCUGACGUCCUCGUCGACGUCCUUGUCGUUGUCCUCGUCGUCAUCGUGAACGGCAACGCGCCGUGCUUCUCCUCGAACGUGGACAUCCCGUCUUGUUCCACGGAUAAUAUGAUGUCCUUCCACGCCGCCUCCUGGACCUUCGCCCUCCUCGCGGCCACGGUCGCGUUGCUGCCCGCCACGCAUCGUGCUCCGUUCGCGCAAGCCGCAACCGGCGGUGGCAGUAUGCUGAAUGACGUCAACAUCUCCGCGAUAUUGGACUCGUUCUCCGUCAGUUACGAUAAAAGAGUAAGGCCGAACUACGGAGGUCCUCCUGUCGAGGUGGGCGUCACCAUGUACGUCUUGAGUAUCAGCUCGCUAUCCGAAGUGAAAAUGGACUUCACGCUGGAUUUUUACUUCCGGCAAUUCUGGACGGACCCGCGGCUGGCGUUCAAGAAACGAGCGGGCGUCGAGACGCUCAGCGUCGGCUCGGAGUUCAUCAAGAACAUUUGGGUACCCGACACGUUCUUCGUCAACGAGAAGCAGUCGUACUUUCACAUCGCUACCACCAGCAACGAGUUCAUUCGUAUUCAUCAUUCAGGAAGCAUUACACGUAGUAUACGUUUAACGAUCACGGCAUCGUGUCCAAUGAAUCUGCAAUACUUUCCGAUGGACCGGCAACUCUGCCAUAUCGAGAUCGAGAGCUUUGGAUACACAAUGCGCGAUAUUCGGUACAAAUGGAACGCCGGCCUACAGUCGGUCGGCAUCUCGAACGAGGUGGAACUACCGCAGUUUCGCGUGCUCGGUCACAGGCAACGACAUUCAACCAUACACCUAUCUACAGUCGGAUACACGAUGAGGGACAUCCGGUACAAGUGGAACGAGGGCCCGAACAGCGUCGGUGUCAGCAACGAGGUCUCCCUGCCUCAGUUCAAGGUCCUUGGUCAUCGUCAACGAGCCAUGGAGAUUAGUCUAACUACCGGAAAUUAUUCGCGGCUGGCCUGCGAGAUCCAGUUCGUACGGUCGAUGGGCUACUACCUGAUUCAAAUCUACAUUCCUUCGGGCUUGAUCGUCAUUAUCUCGUGGGUGAGCUUUUGGCUGAACCGUAACGCGACCCCCGCUCGGGUGGCCCUCGGAGUAACCACUGUGCUCACCAUGACCACCCUUAUGUCAUCGACGAACGCGGCGUUACCGAAAAUCUCCUAUGUCAAGUCUAUCGACGUUUACCUAGGAACGUGUUUCGUCAUGGUGUUUGCCUCGUUGCUCGAAUACGCGACGGUGGGUUAUAUGGCAAAGAGGAUUCAAAUGAGAAAGAAUCGGUUCCAAAAAAUCGCAGAAAGUAUGAAGACAGCGAGGGAGAAUCCAGGACCACCUGGAGUACCUGGUGAUCACGGAGAUCACGCGCCUAAGCAAACUUGGUCCCGUGUUGUCCAGGAGGUGCGGUUCAAGGUGCACGACCCGAAGGCACACAGCAAAGGUGGAACGCUCGAAAAUACCAUAAACGGACGAGCCGAUGAAGAGGUAGCGCCGGCGCCGCAACAUCUUAUUCAUCCUGGCAAGGAUAUCAGCAAGCUCUACGGUAUGACGCCAUCGGAUAUCGAUAAAUAUUCCCGCAUCGUGUUUCCUGUAUGUUUCGUCUGUUUCAACCUGAUGUACUGGAUCAUCUACCUGCACAUCAGCGACGUCGUGGCGGACGAUCUGGUGCUUCUCGAGGAGGCGAAAUAAACGAAGAGAAGGCGACGAUCGCGCGUGUACGAUGGACGAAACGUGCGGUCAAAGACAGAUACGAAAGUAUUGGGAACAGGGGGUAAAGUCGAUUCGCAGCAGGAACUACGAAAUAGGUCUAAAAUUAUUGAAAAAAAAUCAAUGUCCCGCCAGGACUAAAAGUCCUAAGAGUGCGACGGACUAAAAAUAACGUUGUGAUUACUUCGAUACGAAGGGAGAUGGAUAAACUGUACAAGCUAGAUCGACAUUGGCAUCCUGGAUCGACGAAUAGAACUAGAAAAAGAAGAGCGAAGAAGUUCGAAGCGAGAACGACUAAGGAAACGUAUAGAGAUCGGGGUUAGCGAUUGUUAAUGGCUAACUUGACCGCGAACACUGUUUCGAUGUGAAAUGGAAAGUGUCGAGACCAAAGACGUCGACGAAGAGGUAACAAACGAGCCGGGCGCCUCUGUGCUUCGAUCGAGUAAGAGAUAGAGACAGCCGCUGGUCAGACCGGUCGGACGACUAAAACGCGUUGUGACUACUUCGUGACAUUCCAAUCGUAGCGCACUGAUCGUAAAUCUCCCUGCGCCUGCGACGUGAUUUUCGAUUUUACGCGACCCAUCGCUGAUUCUCGUUCCCAUGUUUAAUCGCGACGACGACGCGAGCGUAUAUUAUCCACGAUACGCGAAAAAUUGAAAGUGGAAAACUUGCGAUCGCUGGCAGAGAACGAAAACUAAGAAGAAAAAAAAUGCGAACGAAAUAGAAAAACAGAGAACAGUAAAGAAAACAAAUUCAAAAACUAAAACUGCGAAUCCACGAGCGUGCAUACUUUAAACAUUGCCAGUCUAGAUACCUAGGUCUUUAAAAAAGAAGAAGAGAAUACCUUCGAUAUAAACACUUGUCAAUUUAGCCACCAUUAUAUACAUACAUAUAUACAUACAUAUAAAUAAAUAAAUAUAUAUAUAUAUAGUAAAAAAAAUUAACUAAACGUAAGGAAGAACACAAAAUAAAAGCCCGUCAGUUCGAGACCGACGAAUCGAGACGAGGCCGAUGGAAAACGAGAAAUUCUAAGAACGAGUCGAUCGAGAAUUCAACGAUCGUCGCUCGAAUGGCGCUCGAGUGUACAUGUGAUUGAGCGGAACGACGAAGAAUCGCGUGAAUCUGCGUGUGCGAGACCGCGUGACUGUGUGUGUGCGCGCGCGCCACUGUCCUACGUGUACAAGUGCGUGCCUUCGUGUGUGUCUGCGUGCGUGCCUAUACAUGUGUGUAUAUGUACGUGCGUAUGUGCGAGCGUGCGUGCAUACGUACGUGCGUGCGUACGUGCGUGCGUACAUGCGUACCUGCGUGCGUACGUGUGUGUUACUCUACGAGCGCCAGCGCACGUGCACGAAAGAAUAAAAAGAGUCGAGGAGAAAAGGUUUUUGUUUCGAACGAAGACAAAAAACGGUUCACUACCGGAGACUGGUGCGACUUAAUCCGUUAAGUAAGUACGUUUUAAGUAUCUACGUAUGUAAGGAGACAUACGUGUGCAUGUGCAUCGUAAAUGCGUUACGUACGUACGCGCAUGCACAUUAGGUAAUUACGUGCAGACACACGUACACGACUAUCCGCGCGUCGACAACACACGAGGUAACGGAUCCUCGAGAAGCGUCCUCGCGAUGAAAUACGAUCGAUCCUUCGUCUGUAUCGAGCCAGAAGAAAGAUCGAUCGCGACGAAUCGCAAAGCAUCCCGAUGGACGCGGCCGGAUCGACGAGCGGAGCGAGCAACAAUUUCAACGCGAGUCGCAUCAUUUCGAGGUAGAGCUGUUUUCUCGAAUGUCUUUUUUAUUGCCACGAACGUUAUGUGUGUCCGUUUCAUUUUAUACCACUUUUUUACCAUUUAUAGAACUCGUCGGACGAAGCGACUUUUAUAUUUCCGUCACUUCUAUGAUCGCGAUCCUCCCUCGGAAUCGUGUAACUUCCGUGGAAUCGUCGCGGCGCGCAACCCUGUACGUGUUCGUGUACGUGGCUCAACGGGGAGUAACUUUUUAGCUCGUACUACUACGUAGCCGCGAAAAAAACUGUUAUACGUAGAGAUCUACUCCCAGAACGUACGAUUAGGUCGGACGUAAGAGUUAUUCCAAUUUUUCGCGAAAUUGCAAAACACGAGGUUGGGAGGGGCCAGCCAAGGAGGAGUCCGCAAAUUGAACGCGAGCCGCUUCAGGCUGCGGAAUAAGCUUUUUUCCUCCCGUCGUUUUAGCAUUGAAACAGAACACGAAAAGAAAAAAGAGAAGCGCACCGCGAUCAAACGAAAUCAAACAGCUUUUUUCUGUUUAGUGGCACGCAGGCGUAGAGAAACGCUUUCGCGAAAACGAUUUAAAAUACGUCCUCGCUGAAGAAUGCGGUAGAAAGGACAGAAGGGAAGAGAAGCGAGAGAGCGACGCGAGAAUCUCGAGGAAACAGAAAAGAGAAAAGAGUGAAAAAGAUCUCCCUUGAAUCGUCCUUCUUUUAAUGGUUCUUCUUAGUCGCGCGUCACUCUGCAACGAGUUAUUCCCAACCGUAACCGUAAACGCAACGUAAACGCUCUUGUUUCCUAUUCGAAAUACUUUUGACGUCCUAUCGAGCAAAACGACAAACGAAAUUGUAAGCGAAGAACGGUGUCGCGAUGGUUCGUGCGACGCCGUGCAUAAAGCACAUCCGAGAAAACGAGCAGCGAUCGCAUUUAUCCUCGCGCGUGGAUUAGUUUUACCGUCGAACACAUGUACACCGCGGCGCGGUCCUUCCGUGGAGAGGCCCUUGGUCUUCCCCGGUAGCUGUUCCGUCGGUACGUUUUUGCUGAGUUAAUUAACGCCAAUUGUAUGCCGUUCUACUUCCGUCUUUUGGAUACUCCAUGCUGUAUGCUCGCAUUUUUCCAUCCACCAUCUCUCCUACUCACUGUGUGCGACCGCGCGCGUUCACGGACACGGACCUUAACCACAUCCACGAAUGCCAGUGUCGCACACACGAACGAGAAUCAUCUUGAUUCCCCAAGUGCAUAUACGCAUACGUACGUUCGUACAUGUAACACACUUCUGCUUUCCUGUCUCUCCUUUUCAUUUCAUCCCUCGUCCCUCUUUCUCUCUGUCUCUUCUGUCUCUUCCAACGUGGUUUGCUGGCUGCAGACUGGGUCGUGGAAGCUUGCCAUUCAGGAUAUCGACCAGCUGACACGCCCAACCCGCCCACCACCCUCUAUUCUUCUCUCUCCUUCUCACUGUCCAUGCCUGCCUCUCUUUCGCUCAAAUUCUUUCCCUGUCUUUCGCGUCUGUCUCUCGAUCUCUCCGUUUCCUUCUUUUUCCCGAGCGCUCUCCGCCGCUCUUCUCUACAAUCGCCAAACAGUCCGUUUGCCAGACGCUCUUGCUCAUUGUGCAUUUAAUAAGGAGCUUCUUGCCUUGGUACUCUGCGAGAAUUCUUUAUAAAAGUAGGUAAUCUUGCUCGAGGAUCUCCUUGGUCGCCAUCCCCCUCGAAUAUACGGAAGAAGUGGCCGAGGGAAGUUCGUGUUUGGCCGUCCCGUUCCACCACCCUCCAAAAACCCGUGCAACUUACGAGAGAACGAAUGCUCCUUGAUUAACCUCGCCACCACCGUCGUUGUUAUCGGCGCGUUGCAUUACGCGUUUGCUUGUUAUUACGUCGAACGAUCGAACGAUACACCGUUGAAGGGGCGACGCUCUUUCGAUCUGUGUCGAUCGGGCGAGAACACGAUAGUCGAAGCGGUAAUACGCACCUAAGGGAGAUUAAGGCAAAAGGGUCGAUCGAUUCUGGCAGCGAGGUGGGACGGGACGUAAAUUAACAUUCUUAACCCUCGUUCGUCUCUUCGUUCUGCACGUAUUAUGAUGAUAAUUGUAAGUAAUAUCGACGAUACUUCCACGUCCGCCCCAACGGAAGCAUUAUUACGCAAUUUAUAUAUAAUUGUACAUCUGUUAUCUACUUGGAGUCUCUAUUAUAGCGAAAAAGGAAGGGAAAAGGAACUAGCGUUUUAUCGUUGUGAUAUAUUCUACAGUGUCUAUAUGCAUUUAUUCAUACGUAUAUCACGUAUGCAUUCAUGCAUACCCACGUGUUUGUACGUAUGUACGUUAUAUACGUGUGCCUAUUGUUUACGUUGAAUCUAUGAAGCCGUGUGUGCGCGUGUACACGAGGAACUGGCACGUCCACAAAGGUGACGAGGGUAAGGAGCUCUUCCGUAGCGAGCGAACUAUAAUAGGUAGUUAGACUAAGCUACAAGCGAAUUAUACCGAUAAAACGAAGGAAGGGACCUUCCUCGAUAAUCGUUUCCUUUUUCUCAUCUUUUUCUCCAUUUUAUUUCUCUCGCCAUAAACUACAAAUUAGAUAAUAAUCCGAGUGCACGAACAGAACACCGAGGAAACGAAACUGUAAUAACACAGAAGAGUCGGGAGACCGAUUCGGUGAAUCACGACAGAUCGCAAUCGUGUACACUCCAACAUUUCCUGUCCAUUUCUGCGCGAAAUGAUUACGUGUGCGUGUAUAUAUAUAUAUACAUACAUAUAUAUAUAUAUAUAAGCUUAUUCGAUACGUUUCGGCGGAAAGUAAACGCGCGUGAAGGCGGAAACGCAAUAGAUACGUUCCAAGCGCAAAAAGAUAGAGAAAUCUCAUAUAGGAUGUAACUCAUACCUUGUACGUAUAUACUCACACAACUAGACACACGCACACACGUCUACCUACACAAACAUAUAUAAAUAUAUAUAAUCUAUAUUUUCGAAAGUUCAUUCGAGGAACGUUUCUCUCACCGUCUAGAUCUCGAGCACCCUCGAAACACCAGCUUACGCUGAAAACACCAUUGGAUAACGAUUGGCAAGCGAACAAACGUCGAUUCGCGACAAAGUGUCGAAACGAUAACGCUUGGAACUUUCUUAACGUUUCUCUUCCCCAACGGCGCCACGCGUGAAAAAAAAAAAGAACAGAGAAAAGAAAGUUAAAAAAGGGAAAAAGAAAUUUUUAAUCCGCGAUAUAACGUCAUCACGAACAAGCUGACGCACGUGUUAAAACGUGCCUUGAAAAUCGCGCGCCAGUUCCUCCGAACCGACCACGGUCAAUUAUUAUUAUUACUAUGAUUAUUAUUAUUAUUAUUAUCAUUAUCAUUAUUAUUAUUAUUAUCAUUAUCAUUAUUAUUAUUAUUAUUAUUGUUGUUAUUAUUAUUAUUAUUAUUAUUAUUAUUGAUACUAUUAUACUAAUAUAUAUAUAUUAUAUACAUAAACGUUUUAAGGAUGAAAAAUAAGAAAUUUACGACGAUCUCUGUCCUCUGGCAGGAUAAAAGGCAAAAGAAGAAAAAAAAAAAGUGAAGAAAAGAAAAUGAAUAAGAGAAAAGGUGAAGACUCGCGUUACCGACGGUCACCUACGUAUAUAUAUAGAUAUAAAUAUUACCACGUAAUUAUAUUACCUAAAUGAAACGAUAUCGUUUAAUUACCGGUGAGCACCAUCGACGCGCGCGCAGGCAUCUCGGCAUUUAAACGAGACGAAACAAAAGAAAAAGAAAGGAUGAAACCAAAACAUUAAAAAAAAAAAAAGAGAAAAAUAAUGAAAAUAGGGAGAAAGAGAAGAAACCUAUUAAUACUAUACAAAUCGAUCAUCUUGUAAAUACGAGUUUUAUACAGAGCGAUUGUAUUCGUUAAAGAAAAAAAAAAAACAAAGAGUACCUACUGCGAAGUAAUAUAUACAUAUUAUAUAUAUACAUAUAUAUAUAUACAUAUUAUAUAUAUAUAAAUAUAUAUACGCAAAUGUAGUGCACACGAGAAUGUGACUGUUCGCACAUAUUUAGGUAAAUCACUUUUAAAGUAUAGGGAGAAAAAAAAACAGAAGAAGUAGACUGGAGGCACGUCGGGGGACCGAAGUGAGUACGUACAUUCGUUCGUUCGUUCGGUAGUGAAUGAUUAACUGGAAAAAAUGUUAAAUUAGUGUGAGAGGAAGGAAGACAAAGAGAAAGAGAGAGAGAGAGAGUAUUUCAAGUAAAAAAAAAAAAGAAAAAAAAAAAGAAAACGUAGCGAAUGAUUGAUGCGCGACGAGCGAGAGUAUUUUCCAAAAUCGACGAAUCGAUCGAGAAUCGUGCACCAAACAACGUUGACGACCAUACGACCACAAUGUUCGAAUUAGUUUACGAUUUUCACGAUUUUUCACGUCUACCCUAGAGAAAUUCGUUGGGAUAUCGAACGAACGUGCAGGAUCGAAACGAUUCUAACGCUAACGAUUCCAAAAUAGAACCAAAUCAAUUACUCGAUUUUAUACGAUCGUUCGAGAAUCCUUGAGCUCUAUCACGAAGUUCGGGAAACGCGUAAUUGCUCAAAACGAAACUCCUCGAUCAGCGUACGCUUGUGUACGGUGUGCACAGAUUUUCAUUUCGAAUCAACGUUGUUUAUUCGCGUGUAACAACAGAACAGCAAAAAAUCUUGCUCUUGAUCUUGUUUCUCAUUGUUUGAGGAUAUUCUACGGAAUAUGCACGCAGAGAAAAGAAAAUGUUCCUAUCGAGAGCGUAAAGUAUUUUCUACGAUAGAUCGACCAAGUGGUUCUUUUCGUCGGCACGAUUCGAUAUCGUGGUCGAUGGUCGUCCUCGGCGAUGCACCGAUAUCGUAAAUGAACAAGAAAUCAAGCCACGGGCGUGCACACGACAAGACCAUGUGAGUUCAAAUCGCGUUGUAACGAAAACUGCCAACUUCAUAUUGCAAUAUACGUUUUAGUCAAUCGUGGCGAUGCACGGGGGGGAAAAUAAAAAUAAUAAACCAGUCGACGAAACAAAGGAAUUAGAGAAAAACAAGCACUAAGCGACUAAGGAAUUGGAAAAUCUGUCUGAACGGGUGUUAAACUCUUCGAGACCUAUUUUCGGUUCGACGAUCGAUCGAUAGCAGGAGAAUACUCGGAGCAACGUUUCUCCCGUUGUAUUUUCGUUGCACCUAGUUCGAUUUCACGACGAACGAUCCGCGGUUCGCUGCACCGCCGCUUUGCUGUUCGCGUCGACGCACGGGACGAAACGCGCGCAAGCUCAACGAUCUCGCGAAACACGACGAACAUUUCGAUCAACUCGAAUAUAGCGAUGUAUCUUCGAACGGAUAAACCGUGUUCAACGUGUUUUGUAACCUGUAUCCGUUCCCUUAGGUUUCGUAGCCGAACAAAACAACAAAACAAUUUGUAUCAUCCUGCUCAAAAUAAAAUUAACACCGCCGGGUUACGAAUAUAUACCAUUGGGCGUAUCUGACUACACAUACAAACAUAUGAAUUGAUUUGGCAGCCAACCUUUUUGAUUUAGGAAAAUUACAAAGUAGAGAAAAAGAAAGAAAGUGACGGAGAAGAAUUGAAUCGAAAGAGAUACAUACGUUCGGAGUAACUCGUUGCUCAAAUCUCGAUUUUUAAGCGGAACACCGAUGUUAAUGUGAACAUUUCGUUUUAAUGUUGCUCGUAGCAUAUUAAAACAGAUGAAAAAAAGAGAAAUAAAAUGACAAACAUGUGAACUUUGAUCGAUGGAUAUUAAUAAGAUGGUUUACGUUAGACUCGAACAACUAUCGAAUAUUUAUAAUUUAAUUUAGCCUCCCGUUGCUUUCAUACCAUGCUGUGUGUUUAGUAGCGAACGAGAUUCUUCGGACUUUCAUGACCUCGCUUUUUUCCAGUUUAUAUUGUUCGAGGCUCCAGCGGGUGUAAAUCAUUUUUACGAUCUUAAUGGAUCUGCUUUAACGCCGUCGCGAGUACGACCGAGUUUAUUCUCCAGGACAGCUUGCAUUCUUUAAGCAAAUUAACUUUUUACGAUCCAGCGUCACGUAUGGCGUGACGGUUAAACCGUACGUCGAGUUGAUCAACGUUUUUCAAACGAAAAAUUGUUAGUCUGUUGAUUAAAUAAUAAAACGAAAGGUCCAGUCAAUUUAAUACACUUAACAUGAUAUACUAUAUUUUUCAUUGAGAAAGAUAUAAAUGGAAAAGUGGAGGAUGAUAUUGGGAAAGUUGUAUUAUAUGCUAUGGAUUCCAGUAUUUCGGUUCAAGUUACACGAAACACCAACGAAACUUCUCGCACUAUUUUCCAAGAGAAAACGAUUCACACUUUGAAACCUCGAACAAUAUUAGCAGGCGUCGGGCGUAAAUAUACGCGAGCGUAUUCGCCGAGAACGGAGUAUUUCUGUUCUCGGGUCUGAUCAACGAGAAAGCAUGUCCCGCUUCGUAUUACGCAAGUUUGCAAUUUCGUUCGCGUAGCUGCCAGAAUCUUCCGGGAUUUGGCACGUUUCUACGUUCGUAAACCGCUUGAAAACUUCGAAACCCCUUCGAAUCGGAACUCUGCAACCCGCGUUACAUGCAGCGAAGAAAUAUAAACGAGUUGUUCCAAGAGUAUACCAAACCGGAGCCGUGCGGAACGUCUUCGAUCGGAUGGCGAACGACCGCGAAUGUAAAAGAUGCGGAAUUCAACGGCCGAAGAUCGGAUACAGUGAUCGUGCUCAUGGACGACCGAAGGAAGAAGAACGAAAGUACGACGAGGUAUCGCGCGACGGACUGUCUUGACGAGAGUAUCAAAUUCUAAAAUGUAUUUAAUAACACACACUAAUUGCAUUAUGUUGUAGAAACGUAUUCUACGGUCGUUAACGAUAAGAAGAACAAUGUAGAUACACGCAGUCGACACAUUCACAUAUACAUGUACGUACACGAUAUAUAAGCAAAAACGAACACAUACACACAUAAAGAAUAAUACUUAUAUACAUGCAUACACGCAGUACAUAACACGAUACAAUAUACACGUACACACGAAGCAUACCCCGUAGGUUGGGUGAUUACCAUCUCGAUGCGAUUAUACAUAUAUAUAAUUAAUUAUAAAUAUAUAUAUAAAUAUAAAUAUAUACAUAUACCAGCACUUGGUAGAUAUAGGUACACCCAUACGUUUACCUAUACUACCUUAAGAAAGAAAAUUAAAUAAAAUUAAACAAAAGGAAAACACAUCUACGUGGCUGUAACGCGCCGAUUCUACGAAAAAAAAAUAAAGAGAGAGCGCGACGAGAGAAACGAAAAGAGAAGAAUGAGCUAGGGAAAGAGAGGAGAGAGAAUAAAAAGGACGCGCGAGAAUGGACAGUGUUGCAUUUUGCACGACAGGGGCGUAUAUAGCAGUGCGAACAUACAUACAUACAUAACACACAAUAGCGUAGACUUAAUAGAAUCCGUGAGAGUGUGGCUGAUUUAAUCGGGAGAGCGUGAUUCGUCCGUGAAAGAAUGUCCGCGUGUACACUAUUGCAUACGUGGUACGUGCGUGAGUAUCUCCGUGGUCUGUAUUUUAUUGCGGAAGUUCCUGUUCCUCGAGAAUUAACGAGAAGACAUUUAGACGAAGACGAUGAUAACGACGAUGCAAGUAGCCGAGAGCGGAUGACAAAGUCGAGCCGUGAGAGUCACCGAGUUUUUGUAGAUCCUUAAAGAACAACACAAAAAAAAAAAAAAAAAAAUAAGAAAAAAAUAUACCGAUUGCGCGGGUGCCUCGAUAUCUGCCCGAUUGUUCGAUCUUUUUCCUGCGUUUCGUUCGAGAAGAGUCGAGAAUCUCGUUUUGCAACCACGACCACGAAAAACAUUUUUGUCCGCAUGAGAAACGAAAUAGAAUCGAUUGGCGAAUGUGAUAUACCUAUAUUUCCUUUUCAGAUUAGAGAAACGACGAGAAACGAUAUAGAGAAUAUAAAGAAAAAAAAAAAAAAAAAAAAAAGAAAGAACGGGCAGAUUACGGUACGCCCUGAAUAUAUGAUUAGCCGUGCGCCAUUAAAGAAACCGUUUUUUGUAAUAUCCGAAUAAAAUGCAUGGUCGACGACAACGUAUAUAAAUAUCAGCUCAAUUACCAUGAUCGUCCCACAGAAAGGCGACUGUCCGCUGGAGAAUAACCAAUCCCACCCCGUCAACGAAUGGCUAUUGGAGAACGCGCGUGCAUAGACAAAAAUUUAUCCUCGUAAUCACGACUAUAUAGAUUAUGCGGUACAAACGAAAAUUCUAUCGACGAGAAGGAAAAGUAUAGGCUAUCUUUAACGCUCAUCGAAUGCCAAACAGAAAAUUGUUCGUUAUACGAGAGAAACGAGAGCGAUUUAUAUAACCUACCAAAAGACCAAAGAAUACACGAAAGGCGAAACUCAACGAAAGCAACGUUCAGUCUUUGAUACUUUCCAAACCUAACAUCUUUUCGUUACUCGCGUUCCACUAUUGCUCUUCUUCUAUUUUUGUUCCUUGUUUUUAACGCUAUUCUGGUAAUAUUACGCUUGAUCCUCUUUGUUGCGCAACAACACGAGCAAACGCUAAAUCACGCCCGUCGUGUUACGCGAAUCGCGUAAAUCGAAUUACAGUGUCUCUCGAACGAUCUCACUCGCGAUAUUUUCAACGAGCAUCUUGACAACUGCAGCAACCGAAGCUAGCUUUCUUUGUAACAGGCCAAUACCUCGAAACCUAUUCCCUCUCCCAUUUAGCAAUGUCUAUCAAUUAGGAAUAAAAUCUUAUCUGGUUUUCGAUAUACAUUACCGAGAGACGAUAAUCAAUGGAAAGAUAGCCAAUCUUCGUUCCAUCGUUUUGCAAAAAUCCAAGACGCUCUUCUUGCAAAACAGUUUACAUUCGUAGUGGAAUGAAUUCUUGACUGGUAGAAUUGAAACGAUCCACUAUUACACCAUAACAAUGGUAUACUGACUCCUUCGGUAAUGUAAUGAAAUUGCGAAAAAUUCAAGGUGAAUAAUCUAAAGGAUAAUUAUCCUCAGUUUCUAUCUUUUGUAUCGGAUACAAAAAUAAAAAUGUUAAAUCUAAGAUAAGAUAUAUAUGGAAUGAAAUUUAUAGUACGACGUUUGACCAUUUUUCCGAGCCUCUCUCCACUCGCGACGUUAAAGGGCUAAACAUUUGAAUAAAUAAAUUUCUACUCCGAUAUGUCGUGAACUGUAACGUCCUAUAAAUUGAAAUUAUCAGUUAUUGGAAAUAUUGAUUUUGUUCGAUAAAUAUCAAAUUAAAGUUAUUUUUCAAUUAAAUAGCGGAUAUUUCAUUCUGCCAGUGGAAGAUUAAUUUCCGUUCGCAGCGUUUCGUCGUACACCGUGCUUCACCUUCGUCCAUUGCAGCAAUAUUUUCGCGUUCUCAUCGAUAGCUACGCGUUUCUUCUCAUCAUUCGUAGUUCACCAUCGUGAAACUGACAUCCAACGAGCGCGAUUCGAGGCGAAACGAUUACAUUGUAAAUAAAUCAGAUGAUAUUAAAAAAACUCAAAGAGAGAGGGGAAAAAGAGAAAGAGAGAGAGAGAGAGAGAGAGAGAGAGAGAGGAAAGAGUGAGAGAGAUUCAUAAAUGAGAGAAUACGAAUGUGAGAGAAAAUGUGAGGGAGAAAAUGCAGAUGCGAUAGGAGAAAAAGAGAGAAUGUACGUAUAUGAGCGUGUGUAUUAAUAAGUUAUAAUACGCAAUCGCGUGUUAAAUGCGUUAGAAUCGGAGAAUCGCUCGUGCUAACUGCCGAGAAAAGGAUAUAUUAAGGGACGUAAGCGUGCCCUCGCGUUCGUGUGUCGUUUAACUAAAAAAAGGAUUUAAGAAAUAUAUUAUAUAUAUAUAGGAAAGAUAGAAAAAAUGAGAUGGUCAAAAGAAAAGAUAAAAAAGGAGUAAAUAAAACAGAGGCUCUCCUAGUUACUUGCUCAUUGAAAUAAUAUUCUAAAUAACGUUCGUAACGGAACAAAAGUCUAGAUAUGCAUCAGUAUAAUGAAAAAUAAUUUUACGUACGUAUAAAUAAGAUUCACGCGCGCGCGGCUGCAGUCAUGCGCGCGCAUACACGCGCCAUUUCUUUACUUUUCAAACUAUGGGUCUUUCGAACCUAAUCUUACCAGUGAUCCAUAUCGAUCUCGAAACUUCGCGACUUGUUCCGUGAAAUCCGUAGAAUAUAUCGAAAGGUUGUAAUAUUUUAACGAUAUUUUCGAGUAAUAGCUACUGUUACAAAGGAAAACGAAAAGAGAGAUACGAUCCUUCCCUCCCUUUAUUAAUAUUUAUAAGUUCAUGCUUCCUAGCGAAAGAAUAUUGAUAUAGUAACGGUGGAACUUCGACUUAAUCGAGUAGUAGAAAUUGUUAAAAGAUUAUAAAUAUCGAAAGUAGACCGUAGAAUCACUUUGCAACAUUGGUGCUUUUUAUAUAUAUAUAUAUAUAAAAUAUAUUAAAAAUAUAUAUAUAUAAAAAAAAUAUAUAUAUAACGAAAAGAAAUAAAACGUUUCUAGAUUCCGCACUGAAACAUAACCCAUACUAUUUCCAACGAUUAAGCACGGUAUACAUUUUUUAUUCAGUGUAGUAUGUACUCGAUAAAUCAGAAGGAUUUAAUUGAGGACUGUAUUUAUGACGCAAUUAAUUUCAUGAAAUUGCAUAAUUGCUGAUAAAUCUAUUAAAGAAGAAAAAAUAGUUUUCAUUUUAAAAAUAUACACAAAAUUGUUCAUAGAAAGUUUUUAAUUACGUUUGUAUAAAUAUAGGGGAAUAUCGGGAAAAAGUGUGGUGUCGUGCGCGUGCCUGUUCGCCGCUGUGCGUUCACGAAGGAUCACGAUUUCUAUAUAUUCAGAUCGAUCGCUGUAAGCCGUACAAUUUACAGUGAGCAUGUACGGCCUGUGAACAAUUACAAGCUUGUAGCGAAAAAAGAAACAAACAAAAAAAUAUAUACCAACAGAAAAAGAAAAGAGAUGCACUCGAAAUCACUUGGAGCAUAACCAUCUUUAAAUGACGGCGAACAUAACAUACAUUGUUACGUAAACGAGUAUAACGGAAGAAAAAAAAUCGUAUCGUUGCAUGACCGAUAUACCUAAAUGAAACUAUUACUACGUGAUACGACGUUAUUAUGUAAAAGUUUUUAUUGCGUGAGUAAAAUUAUGUUAUGGAUGAAAAUGUGUACCUUGUAAAUAAUAAAUCUCGUCCUCUUCUUCGUGCAUCGAA